CUCCCAAAUUCUUGGAUCCGGAGGCUGCGCAGUCUCACUGUCUCAGCUCAAGCCCCAGCAUCAGAAAAGUGCGUGUGCAAGCAGAACCUAUUCCACAGACCACGAAAGCAGGAUGUGUCGCUGAGGAAAAGAAAGAACGUUUGCAGUGCAGUCAGAGAAACUUGGAGCUCGGAGAACACGUCUUCAAGGCCUGUUCCUCACCUUAUUUUUAACACACGGACAUCUCGGAACCGGACCAAAAUGAUGUGCUUUAAGUUUUUCAGCUGUAGGCAUGUUGUCCUCAAAGUUUUCCUCGUACAGUUUCUUGCUUCCUUGCAAACUUUUGCUGCGCCCUCACCCAUCAUAAAGUUUCCAGGCGAUGAUACUUCUUUCACAGACAAAGAAGUGGCUCUGCACUACUUAAAUAAGUUCUAUGGCUGCCCAAAAGACAGGUGUAAUCUGAUGGUGUUGAAGGACACACUGAAGAAGAUGCAGAAGUUUUUUGCCUUACCUGAGACUGGAGAGAUUGACCAGAAGACGGUAGAGAUCAUGAAGAGACCACGAUGUGGAGUUCCUGAUGUGGCCAAUUACAAUUUCUUUCACAGGAAGCCCAAAUGGGGACAGAAAAACGUUACCUACAGGAUCUUAGGGCACACCCCAGAUCUGGAUGAAGAAACAGUUGAUGAUGCUUUCUUUCGUGCAUUUAAAGUCUGGAGUGAUGUCACACCUCUGAAAUUCAACAGGAUCAUGGAUGGAGAAGCUGACAUCAUGAUUAACUUCGGCCGAAAUGAACAUGGUGAUGGUUACCCAUUUGAUGGGAAGGAUGGUCUUCUGGCUCAUGCAUUUGCUCCUGGACCUGGUAUUGGAGGAGACUCUCACUUUGAUGAUGAUGAGCUGUGGACAUUGGGAGAGGGACAAGUGGUAAAGGUGAAGUAUGGCAAUGCAGAAGGGGAGUUUUGUAAGUUUCCAUUCUUGUUCAUGGGUAAAGAAUACACCAGCUGCACCUCUCAGGGUCGAGAUGAUGGGUUCCUAUGGUGCUCUACCACAUACAACUUUGAUGAAGAUGGAAAGUAUGGCUUCUGUCCUCAUGAGCUCCUGUUCACAUUGAGUGGAAAUGCAGAUGGAGCUCCUUGUAAGUUCCCCUUCACAUUUCAGGGGGAAAAAUAUGAUAGUUGCACCACCUCAGGCCGGGAUGAUGGGUACCGUUGGUGUGCCACUACCGAAGAUUAUGACCGUGACAAGACUUAUGGAUUCUGUCCUGAGACAGCCAUGUCAACGGUCGGGGGAAAUUCGGAAGGUGCACCCUGCGUCUUCCCCUUUAAAUUUCUGGGCAACUCUUACGACUCUUGCACCACGUCAGGACGCAGUGAUGGGAAGAUGUGGUGUGCUGUCACCAAAAGCUUUGAUGACGACCGCAAGUGGGGCUUCUGUCCUGACCAAGGCUACAGUCUGUUCCUGGUGGCGGCCCAUGAGUUUGGCCAUGCCCUGGGUUUGGAGCACUCUGAGGACCCUGGAGCUCUCAUGGCACCCAUCUACACAUUCACCAAAAUUUUGAGGUUGUCUGAUGAUGAUGUUAAAGGCAUCCAGGAGCUCUAUGGUGUACCUACGGACAAACCAUUGCCCACUGAUCUCCCACCGGUCACGCCGAUGGAUGUAUGCAAUGAAAACAUCAUAUUUGAUGCUGUAGCCCAGAUCAGAGGAGAGAUCUUCUUCUUUAAGGACAGAUUCCUCUUCAGGACUGCUGAUGUCAGGAGGAAGCCAACAGGCCCCAUGCUGGUGGCUACAUUUUGGAGUGAACUUCCGGAGAAGAUUGACGCAGCUUAUGAGAAUCCUCUAGAGGAGAAGACGGUCUUCUUUGCAGGUGAUGAGAUGUGGGUAUAUUCUGCCAGUACUCUGGAGAGAGACUAUCCCAAGAAGAUCUCCAGCAUGGGUCUUCCGUCAGAUUUGCAUGCAAUUGAUGCUGCCUACGCCUUCCACAAGAGCAAAAAGACUUACUUAUUUGCUGGAAGCAAGUUCUGGAGAUACAAUGAAGCCAAGAAAAAGAUGGAUCCAGGCUUCCCUAAAAUUAUUGCAGAUUCUUGGAGUGCUGUCCCUGAUGACCUAGAUGCUUCUCUCAGCCUUAAUAGUGAUGGUCACAGCUACUUCUUCAAAGACUCCCACUAUUUCAAAAUGGAUGACAGCACUCUGAAAAUUGUCAAAGUUGGGGAGAUCAAAAAGGACUGGCUACGUUGCUGAACAUCAGCAGAACAUUCAGCCCUGGCACUCUGUGAUGACCUACAUCACUAGAUAAACAAGGCCAAUGUUACCUUGCCAAAUGACAACAUUCAAAUUUACCAUUCUGCCCCUCCUGGUUAGUCAGAGCCUAUUAGAUUAUAACCUGUCCUUAGCUAACCAGAGAGGCCUUCACUGCCUGGACCAUCUCUGCAUGCCAAACAUAGGCAGAAAAGACCGUAAUUUUUGUUGUUUUGUCAUAACGUGAUACUUUUGUUCAUUUUUUUUAUUAUGAAAGGGUUUAGUGCAGCUCCUACCCCUUAAUAUAGCCUACAUGUAUAUCAUCAGAUUUAAAAGGACUUCUGACAUUUCCCAGUUACAUGUAAAUGUGGCAGUUGUGUCAGCGAGAUGUAUCUCCUUUUUUUUUUUUUUUAAUUUGCCCAGAAUAAAUUCAUCCAGGCAGGAUGUAAAAGCACAAAUUUUUGUAGUAUUGAUAUGCAAAGAUUAAGGACUUAAUUCAUGUUUUAUUUUGUAGUAAAUAAUAUCCAAUAAAAACUUCUGCAUGUAAUAAGAGGACACAUUUUAUACAUGAUAAUUGUGUAAAAACAGAGACCAAACAACUGUCAAAGCACAUCAUUUUUGUUAGUCUUGUUUCUUUCUUCUCAUGGUACCGAGAGAUUCAUGGCACGGGUUGCCUGAAGACUGUAUAGGGUGUGUUGCAUGAUGGACUCAUGUCAAGCAAGUAUCAUGAGAUUACUGAUUAAUAAUCAUUUGUACUCUUUUUAUUUUAUUUUAUUUUAUUUUUUUGUAGUUUUUUUAAAUGACAUGCAAUCUGUUUAUAUUUGUAAUGUUUUGUUUUUAUUAUUUUCUAUUUUGCUUUGUGCACUUUGUCACUAUGUCUCAAAAUAAAUAUUAACUAUCCCUUA
Molecule: messenger RNA, 3116 nt
Organism: Onychostoma macrolepis
Lineage: Eukaryota; Metazoa; Chordata; Actinopteri; Cypriniformes; Cyprinidae
Gene: mmp2
Product: matrix metallopeptidase 2
Exons: 13
Coding region: 241-2214 (657 amino acids)
Biological process (GO): collagen catabolic process; proteolysis; response to hypoxia
Cellular component (GO): extracellular matrix
Molecular function (GO): metalloendopeptidase activity; zinc ion binding
Source: RefSeq, a predicted model, not a curated record